GCUUCUCCCUCUUUUGUCUGAAAUGAACCACUGUGAAGAAGAAGAAGAAAAGAGUGCGAGAAGAAAGAUAUAAUUUUUAAAGAAGAAUGUAUGAUUUGCGCCAUUUCAUCUCCUUCACCGUCUCUUUGAGUACCCACUGAUCAGAAAUUUAGAGAUAUGCGUACUUUUCAGCGCCUCUUUUGGUUGAAUAGAAGCAAAAGGAGGAGGAGGAGUUUCAGUGCCUGUCCUCUCCCUAUUCCUAAUCACCCUCAUCCCACACCUGUUUUGAACAGCGUAAGUGAUCACGAUUCUUACUGUCUAUCCCUUGCAGACCAACUAGUUCGUCGUGGUCUUUUACCAUUAGCCCAGGAAGUUAUUCGCCGAAUUAUACUUCGAUGUUCUUCAAUUUCCGAUGCAAUUUCGGCUUAUGAUUUUGCAUCAGUACGUGGGUUGGAGCUUGAUUCAUCUUCCUAUGGUGCGUUAAUGGGGAAACUGUUAAGUUUUGGUGAAUACAAGAUGGGGAAAGCACUGUAUCAUGAGAGUGUUGGCAUUACAGGUACUCAUUCUGAUGCAUUAAUGUUGAAUUCCAUGGUGUUGUGCUGUUGUCGAUUAGGAGAAUUGGAAGAAGCAAAAAUCUAUUAUGAUAAACUCGUUGAAAUGGAUCAUAUUCCUGUUAAACGCACAUGUAGUAUCUUGAUUCAGAUGCUUUGUGAACAAGAUGAAUUCUUGGAUGCGUUAGAUUACUUUGUUGAGAUCAAUAAUGCUGGAACUUUGUUAAGUUUACGGAGUUAUAAUAUGCUUGUUAAUGGUUUAUGUGACCGAGGAUAUCUAGAUGAAGCCCUCUACGUGUUCGAUACAAUGCUUGAAAGAGAUGUUCCUCCCACCCUACACUUGUACAAAUCUCUAGUUCAUGGUUUUUGCAAGAGAGAAAAGAUUGACCAGGCUAUAACUCUAUGUGCAGAAAUGGAAUCCCAUGGAUUUUGUCUUGAUAAGGUCAUUUAUACAAAUCUUAUUAGGGUUUAUUGCAAAACUAAGGAACUGAAGAUGGCAAUGUUGUUAUUUCUCAGAAUGCUUAAGAUGGGCUGUGAACCCGACACUUGCACUUACAACACGCUAAUUCAUGGGUUUUUCAAUCUUGGUAUGCCGGAAAAGGGUUGGAUGAUUCAUAAUCAGAUGGUGGAAUUUGGCAUCAAGCCGAACUCUACAACAUACAAUAUAAUGAUUUCCAGAUACUGCAAAGAACAGAACAUCGAUUGUGCCUUGAAGCUUUUAGAUGUUUCUCCUUCAGUGCAUUCCUACACGAACAUAAUCUCCACUCUAUAUGAGCACAAUAGACUAACCGAAGUGAAUGAUCUGUUACACCAGAUGCUUGAGAAACAGGUUGUUCCUGACCAUGUCUUAUUCUUCACACUCCUCAAAAGACAACCGAAAGGUGGAGAAAUUAGACUUGCUCUCUCUUUAUUGCAGGCAGUUCACCAUUCUUUUCUUUCUUCUACAUUGGAAGUUGAAAUUGAGCAUCUCCUAGAUAAAAUUCUGAGAACCAACAUUGAUUUAGCAGGGCCUGCACUAAAUAUAUACACGAUGGCCCUAUGUGCAACGGGAAAAAGAGACGAAGCUUCACUUUAUUUGGAUAAAAUGGUGAAUCAUGGAAUUCAGCCAUCAAUUUCAACUUAUAAUUCCUUGAUCAAGUGUCUAUUCCAGGAAGGGCUAGUCGAUGAUGCCAAGUAUUUACUAGAACUGAUGCAAGAUAAGGGGACGGUUCCUGACAUGGCGACUUACUUGAUAAUGGUAAACGAAUAUUGUAAAAAAGGCGACGUGGAAUCUGCAUACGAUAUUCUCGAUGAAAUUUACAUUAGAGGGAUGAAGCCGAGCGUGGCUGUUUACGAUUGUGUUAUCGGUUGUUUAAGCCGUGAGAGAAAAAUAUUUGAAGCAGGAGAUGUAUUCAAGAGGAUGCUCGAGGAUGGUGUUGACCCCGAUAGGAUCAUUUUUGUCACGAUGAUAAACGCGUUUUCGAAGAACGGGCGGGCGGUUUACGCCCGCCAACUGUUUGAUAAAAUGGUGGAGGUGGGAAUACAGCCAGACGAACGUGCCUACACUGCUCUUAUAAACGGCCUGAUUAGAAAAAACAUGCCUUCGAAAGGUUGUUUGUACGUUGACAAGAUGUUACAAGAUGGGUUAGUUCCGAACAAUGUGUUUUACACUUGUAUGAUUAACCAGUCGUUAAGGAAGAGGGAGCUCGAGUUUGCCUUAAGAUUGUUUGAUUUGAUGGAAUGGUCUCAUAUCGAGGUUGAUUUAGUAACUUGCAUUUCAUUAAUCAGCGGGGUUAGUAGAAAUAUUCGAUCCACAAGCAGUCGAUACGUUACUCAAUGGAAUUCAGGGGCGAAGGAGGAUUUGUUUGGUUUGCUCCGUAAACAGAAUGUUUUGACGAAACCGAGCAGAAGAAACUUUAGCCAAGAAGGUAAGAUGAAGAUCCUCUCGAAACUGCUUCACAGAAUAAAAGAAACUAAAUACAUGCCAAACUUGUAUUUGUAUAACGGAAUAAUCAACAGUCUUUGUUCUGCAAACAUGACUGACGAAGCAUAUAACCAUCUCGACGAAAUGCUAAGAGAGGGUCUUCUACCAAAUCAUGUGACUUUCACUAUUCUUAUCGAUCAUCAUAUUCGAGCAAAUGAUAUUAGCCAAGCUAUCAGAUUGUUUACAAUGAUGAACGAGUACGGUUGUAAUCCAGACAGGAUACUGUACAAUACUUUGAUUAAGGGACUUUGUAAGGCGGAGCUGACAGUCAAUGCAUUAUUAUUGUCAUAUACUAUGCGUAAACGAGGAUUCUACCCAUCAAAGGAAGCUUAUGAGAAUUUACUCAACAGAUUUUGUAUUGAUUACUCGACUGUUUAUGCCGUGAGAAUUGUGGAAGAUAUGCUUGCCCAUGAUUUUGUUCCGAGACAGUAUAAUCUUAAAUUGUUGAUUUGCUUGUUGUCUAUAGAAAGUAGAUUACUUGUAUAUGAAAUGAUAGAUACGAAAAAGGCCAUGUUGGAAGAAAAGAAGCUUCGAAGGGUAAAACUUCUGGAUUAUUUGAAUCCAGCUUCCUGUCUUAUAUUAUCAUAUCCUCCUCCUCAGCAGAGAAGCUUUGGAUUGCUUUCAUGAUGAAUAGAACAAUGCAGUGUCAAUUCAGAAGAAAUUUAUUUCUACCCACAUUUCACCAGAAAGCAGAUUACAAGAUUCUUCUGUUGUAUGGGAAAUGAUAGCCUUGUUGGAAGAAAGGAAGCUUCUAAGGGGUCUGGAUUAUUUGAAUUCAGCUUCCUGUCUUAUAUUAUCAUAUCCUUCUGAUAACAAAGAAGCUUUGGAUUGCUUUCAUGAUGAACAGAAGAAUCCAUUUUGGAUGCUGCAUGCAGUGUCAAUUCAGAAGAAUUUGAUUUCUACCCCGUUUCUACCAGGUCAAUCGCCUGGAUUCCUGGUUGGUCUUUUUGGUCAAAUUGCGGGGUUAUCUCUAAGGGGAAUAUUUGGAUAUAGCGACCUGAAUGAUUAUUCGAAAGAAAAGCAACUAGAUUCGAUGGUGGAUGAAUUAGGCUUCUAGCUCUGCAAAGGAAAGCGAAAACAGGGGACCGCGAAAAAUGGGGACCACAAGCAACAAUUAACCGUGAUUCAAAUGGAGGCUUUUUGCUGCUUGUGUUGCCCGAACCAUAAAGAUCAAACGCCAAAUAUUUGGUUUGAGUUUACUAGAAGGGUGACAAUCGGCUUGCAAACGCCAUUGCUAAUCUGGCUAAAGAAUGUUCUUGCAUGAUUCAUGGUUGGAAGAUCAGCCCAUCCUCCUCAAAAAGGAGUUUGUGUAGGUCAGAAUCAUGCGGCACUGUCUUGUUGCUUCGCUACAUCGCAAAUGGUGAAUGAAAAAUCCUUAUAUGACGCAUCCCCGAAGGUGAGAAUC
This is a messenger RNA of Impatiens glandulifera, 3898 nucleotides long. RefSeq names its product pentatricopeptide repeat-containing protein At5g62370. Gene Ontology annotation, molecular function: protein binding. The record is from RefSeq and is a predicted model, not a curated record. The transcript has 4 exons. The coding region runs from base 157 to 3120 and encodes 987 amino acids. NCBI's taxonomy places the organism in Eukaryota, Viridiplantae, Streptophyta, Magnoliopsida, Ericales, Balsaminaceae.